Molecule: messenger RNA, 1198 nt
Organism: Mesocricetus auratus (golden hamster)
Lineage: Eukaryota; Metazoa; Chordata; Mammalia; Rodentia; Cricetidae
Gene: Yipf7
Product: Yip1 domain family member 7
Exons: 6
Coding region: 77-847 (256 amino acids)
Biological process (GO): endoplasmic reticulum to Golgi vesicle-mediated transport; vesicle fusion with Golgi apparatus
Cellular component (GO): trans-Golgi network; membrane
Source: RefSeq, a predicted model, not a curated record
CCCACUGAUUUGUUUACACUUCCCAAGUACAGCUACAUUUGUUGGAGGGUCUUUCCUCAGAAUACAUAGAGACAGGAUGUCGAACCUGGGAGAGUAUGAGAUGGACUUUUACCAAUCUAAUUAUAUCAUUGAUCAGCAAGAGCAGAGCUAUCAUGACUCUAAUGCUUACGGAAACCUUUAUGGAUCCAGACAAACGCAAGCCACCGAGCAGCAUCAGCCUUCCUCUUCUGUUCCUCCAGAGAUGUUCCUGCCAGCGAGUUAUGCAGGACAGCCCUUUCAGCCAGCAUCUAACUUAGACUAUUAUCCACACUCUUCUUCAGAUGACGGUUUUGAUGAAGAGCCUCCUUUGCUAGAAGAACUUGGAAUUAAUUUUGAUCAUAUAUGGCAGAAAACACUGACAGUGUUAAACCCGAUGAAGCCAGCAGAUGGCAGCAUCAUGAAUGAAACGGAUCUCACAGGACCCAUUCUUUUCUGUGUGGCUCUGGGAGCCACGUUGCUUAUGGCAGGAAAAGCCCAGUUUGGUUAUGUAUAUGGAAUGAGUGCCAUUGGCUGCCUUCUGCUUCACACCUUACUAAACUUGAUGAGUUCUGCAGGGGUGUCAUACGGCUGUGUGGCCAGUGUGCUGGGAUACUGUUUGCUGCCAAUGGUCAUUUUGUCGAGCUGUGCCAUCUUCUUUUCAUUGCAGGGCACCUUGGGAACUGCGUCAGUCCUGCUCAUCAUCACUUGGUGCAGUCUCUCAGCUUCUAAGAUCUUCAUUUCAGCCUUGUCCAUGGAAGGACAACAGCUUCUUGUCGCUUACCCCUGUGCCUUAUUUUACGGGCUGUUUGCCCUUUUGACGAUUUUCUGAAGACUGUCUGGUGUGGCUUUGCUACAUCCCACUUGCUCGCUGUUCAGAUUUUUCUGGAAGUGCAUUAGCACUCAAAUUCAGCAAGACGACUUAUGUUUUAUUGCUGUUGAGAGAAUAUUAAGCAGAGAGACAAAACGGCACUCAAGGAUAGUGCUCUAAUAGCCUGUUUGGUAGGGAUGAUGUUUUGAUUUUUCAGCUUGGAGCAUUAAAACACUUAAAAUGUUUUGAAAUAUUAAGAGAUACAGUCUAGGUGCUGAUAGAUGUUGCUUUUUCUCAUCUCAAUAGACAUGUUUCUGAGAAAUUGUGAGUAAAAUACCAUCCUCUUAACUAUAAUAAAUGUUUUCCAAAAAC